Messenger RNA from Panthera uncia (snow leopard), 2264 nucleotides. RefSeq names its product anoctamin-6-like. Gene Ontology annotation, cellular component: plasma membrane. Lineage: Eukaryota; Metazoa; Chordata; Mammalia; Carnivora; Felidae. Bases 969 to 1460 code for a protein of 163 amino acids. The record is from RefSeq and is a predicted model, not a curated record. Gene Ontology annotation, molecular function: chloride channel activity. The transcript has 3 exons. Gene Ontology annotation, biological process: calcium activated phosphatidylserine scrambling; calcium activated phosphatidylcholine scrambling; chloride transmembrane transport.
CAGAGUAGAAAAUGCCCAGAUCUCCACAGUGGUCUCUUAGGCUCCCCACUCCUCAAAACUUCCAGCCUGGUUUCCUGCUAGGCCUGGACCACACCAGGCUCCAUGCUUUCUGUCAGAUGUAGGAGGCCUGUUCCUGCCUCUGGGUUCUGUAGUUGCUGUUUUCUCUGCCUCUUCAUAUUUUUAUUCAAAUGUCACUCUUGGUGAGAGCCCUUCCCUGCCACCGCCCCACUCCCCUACCACAAAUGCCAACACUCCACUCCUUACUCUGCUUCGAUCUUCUCCAGGGCACUGUUACCAGCUUGCAUACCAUGUCUGUCUUCAUUUUAUUUUCUCUGGUGACUUCAUUCUGGAAAGACCAUUGUGGAUAAUGGUAGGGAAAUGGGGGAAAAAAUAAAGUUGAUCAAAUGAAAGUCUUUUUAAAAACUAACUGUCCUUGGGGCACCUGGGUGGCUCAGUCAUUUGAGCAUCCAACUUCAGCUCAGGUCAUGAUCUCAUGGCUCCAGAGUUCAAGCCCCACAUCAGGCCCUGGUGUCAGUUCAGAGCCUGCUUCAGAUCCUCUGUCUCCCUCGUGCCCCACUCGUGUACAGACAUGCGCGCGCGCGCUCUCUCUCUCUCUCUCAAAAAUAAAAUAAAAACAUUUAAAAAAUCAACUGUCCACAUGGAAAGGAGCUGGGAGAAAAAAAUAAUAGCAGUUACGAUCUUAAAACUCAGUACAUAGUGCUGCUUUUCAAAAUACUUUCAGGUAAAGAAGAAGGAACAAAAAGAAAUUUAGCAUGAAACCAAGAAAUUAAUUUCUUGGGAGGAUUAUGUGUUUAGCUUGAGAUAUCUGCAAAGUAAUUGGAUAAUAUUCUAAUUGAUAGUUUGAUCUUUUUGGCAGCUGGGUCAAGAACCUGAUUGGACGAUGCCGCACAGUUUCCAGAGCAGAAAAGAUAGCCCCGCGAUGGGAACAAGACUACCACCUGCAGCCCAUGGGCAAACUGGGAUUGUUUUAUGAAUAUCUUGAAAUGAUUAUUCAGUUUGGGUUCGUCACCUUAUUUGUGGCCUCUUUUCCACUGGCCCCCCUGUUGGCUCUGGUGAACAAUAUAUUGGAAAUAAGAGUGGACGCAUGGAAAAUGACUACCCAGUAUAGACGCAUGGUUCCAGAAAAAGCCCAAGACAUCGGAGCCUGGCAGCCCAUCAUGCAAGGAAUAGCGAUUCUGGCUGUGGUGACCAAUGCCAUGAUCAUCGCUUUCACAUCAGACAUGAUCCCCCGCCUGGUGUAUUACUGGUCCUUCUCCGUCCCUCCCUAUGGGGACCACACCCACUACACCAUGGAGGGAUACAUCAACAACACUCUUUCCUACUUCAACAUCGCAGACUUCAAAAACAGAAGCAAAGGAAAUCCAUAUUCUGGGCUUGAAAAACAUACCACAUGCAGGCAAGUUCUGCUGAUGUGUUUAAAAAUGCACUUCAUCUUUUAAAGGACUUUUAUUGUAAUGUAAUUCUAAAUAAAAUUGCUGGAGACAUUUUUUCCUAGCUUUCUUUUCAGCCAAACUUAAAAGAUCUAAAAGUUAAUACAGAGGUCAGAACUUUCUAAUGAAACAAUAAAACAUGAUAUAAAGAUGAGGGUUUCAAAUGAUUACAGGGAUACUGAUCCAAGAGAAAAGUUUUGUUUGUAUCUUAGAAAUGAAGAAAUGCAAGGAGUUCCAAAAAACAAGUUCAUUCAGUUGGUAUGACGAAUCUGUUAUCCAAGCACAACCUGAUGUAUUUAGUGAUGACAAACUAUCACUCUCACUUCAAGAGAUACAAAAAUGAGAAAUGUAAAUACCUCAGCCUAGCCCAGAAGUAUUCUCUGAAAGUAUUCCAGAGCUCUCUGCAUUGAUUGUAAUGGCCUUAAGGUCAACUGUAGUCAGUAGAUGUCAAGUAAAUCACUAAUUGAUAGUUUGUUCACUAUAGGUCAUGGAGUUUGUUUUUUAAAAUCCUUUAAAAAAAAUUUUUUUAAUGUUUAUUUUUUGAGAGAGGGGCAGAAAGAGGGAGACAGAAUCUGAAGCAGGCUCCAGGCUCUGAGCUGUCAGCACAGAGCCUGACAUGGGGCUUGAACUCACGGACUGUGAGAUCAUGACCUGAACCAGUCAGAUGCUUAACCGACUGAGCCACCCAGGUGCCCCAAGAGUUUGUUUUUUAAAUCAUAGUCUUAACCCAGAAGAGGCUCUAAAUACUCAUUUAGCUCAACUCCUCAAACCCUUUUCUGGUUCAAAUUCUCAGCAACACAACCAAGAAACCAG